Rotaria sordida is the source of this 1107-nucleotide messenger RNA. The record is from the annotation of a GenBank genome assembly. Lineage: Eukaryota; Metazoa; Rotifera; Eurotatoria; Philodinida; Philodinidae.
AUGGGAAAACGUACGAGUAGAAAAAGGUUGUCCCCAAUAUCUGAUUCAGCUUCAAAAGCAAUUGAUAUAAAAGCUCGAAAACGUAUUGAAGAACUUUAUGAAUUAACUGAUGAAAUAAUCAAUGCUUAUAAUGAAGUAAAUGAAACAUAUGUUAAUAAAGUUUAUCGAAAAUAUAAACGAUUACAACAAGCAAAUAAAAAAUUAAAACAACAACUUAAUCAUCAUCAUUGUGCAGGUUGCACAUGUACCAUUCCAUUGAAUGAAGAUAUACAAGAACUGGAAGAAAACGAGGAAGACGAUGAUGAUGAUUAUGACGAUGAUGAUGAUGAUUAUGAGGAUGAUAAUGAGAAUUUUAUGAUACGUAAACAAGGUAAAGAAUAUAAACACAAAGAAAAAUCAUCUUCAUCAUCUCCAACAACACAUUCCAUAAUGACACGAAGCAAAACAAACAAUCCUUUUAUUAUAUCCGAUAUUGAAGAUACACAAAAUUUUGAUGCUAAUGAUAGUCGAUUUACUAAAAAAAUUCGUGAUAAUAAUGAUAAUGAAAAUGGUGAUAAUAAUGACGGUGAUAAUGAAGAUGACACAUCUAUGGUUAUAAAUCAAAAUGAAAAUGAAACAACAAAAGAUGAUAAUCAAUCCGAACAUGAAGUUGAAGAAGAAGCUGAUCAGAAUAAUGAAAAUGAAAAUGAAAAUGAAAAUGAAAAUGAAAAUGAAAAUGAAAAUGAAGAUGAAGAUGAAGAUGAUGGUAUGGCUCGUUUACCAUUAACUUUACAAGACAUUAUUCGAAAAAAAGCCAAAAAGAAUAAGAAUGCAAAAUCUUAUUUACUUCAAAUUCCUCGUUAUCCAGCAUUGUGUGAAUUUCUUCGUGAUAGGUCUCGUACGUCGUUUGAUCAUCGUCCGAGUGAAAGUCAAGUUCGUCCACUUGUUGCAAAUCAUUUAAGUCAAAAUUUAGCCAAUGAUGCCAAAAUCCGUAUGCGUUUACGUGAUGAAUUACGUGAAAUACAUCGAUCAUACAUGAGAACAUUCAUGAAUGAUCCACAUGCUCCUGGUGCUAAAAUAUCUUUCCAUAGACAUAGACGACUUAAUCUUAAAAAGAGUCCUAUAUAA